AUGAAUAGAAAGAAGAGGAUUAAACUAUUUAUGAUGAUAAUUGACACGACUGGAAUAACCUUUUUUGUGAAAUUAAAACCUAUUGAAAUACAAAGGCAGUCAAAAUUGCUAUAUUAUCCACUUGAAUUUCAAUUAGAAAUAUGGGGUCUCUUCAGGAUCUGGUCAGAUGAUAUAUAUUAG
Messenger RNA from Funneliformis mosseae, 180 nucleotides. NCBI's taxonomy places the organism in Eukaryota, Fungi, Glomeromycota, Glomeromycetes, Glomerales, Glomeraceae. The record is from the annotation of a GenBank genome assembly.